UAACUCUACAGAGAUAGAUAGCUCAUAACCAUGACUCGACAUCCCACAACGCAUGUUAUAUUUUCUUUUAAAGACAAAAAUAAAAAAUAAAAAGCGUUGGAAAUGGGCUGUUGAUUUCUUUUUUUUUUUUGACCUGGUCAGGCAGGCGUAUGCUACUUGUUUAAUGGAGGAGGAAGAGCUCUCCAGUUCCAGUCCCCAGCCAUCUUUUGGUAAAUUGAUGAAAUUUAAAAAACAAAUACAACAAGAGAAAUGAGGGCAACUACCAUCAAUUUGAUAAAGGAGUAUCCAUCAAAUUCUAAUGAUAUUUAAUUUAACACUUAUCAUAAUAAUGCUUGGAAGCCUUAGCCAGGCCCAACUAGAACUCCACUAAACCCCUAUCCCAUUGUACUGUGGAUAUAUCAAAUAUGUCUUCAUGUGGCCCAUUGCCAAAGUUCACUCCUGCGAAAAUCGAAAAAUGAUUGCGAAAGAAGUCGAGAGAGGAAUGCUGGUCCAUCGGUCCAUCCAUGAUUUUCAAGGCCGGCUUCGUACGUUCCAGAUUUGAUCUCAUUUUUGCUAUUUGCUUCGGAUCUCAGAAUGGGUGUCAACGUCAUUUCAUCGGCACGGAUCCACACUUUCUUCUUCAAUUCCGAUACUGCGCCAAUUCAUAUCUCACAAUCCAAGCAUCUCCGUACUCUCAGGGCCCCCUUCAGGGUCAAAUCUGGGGCUUUGUCCUUCGCCCACCAGGUGCUCGAUGAAAUUCCGCUCUCCGAUACCUUUGCUUGGAACAAUCUUAUCCACACCCAUUUGACCAAUAGGGAUCCUGCGGGCGCACUCUCUAUUUAUCUUUGCAUGCUGCUUCGGGGUGCUCGUCUUGAUAGACGCACUUUCCCUCGCGUUUUAACCGCUUCUCGCCUUUGUAGCAACCUCUGUCUUGGCAAACAGCUUCACGGCCAAGUUCUCAAGCUCGGCUUCUCUUCAGACCACUAUGUCACUACUGCUUUAAUGGAAAUGUAUGGACGUCUUGAUGGUACUCACGCUGCUAAAUGGCUCUUUGAUAAAUCUCCUGCCAAGAAUUCUAUCUCAUGGACUAUGUUAGCUAAGUUGUACUUGACGCAUAAUCAGCCGGAUUUGGCUCUUCAUGUGUUCUAUCAAAUGAUGGACUCCAACAUUCAAAUUGAUCCAGUAGCGUUGAUGACAGCGAUUUGCGCGUGCGGUAUGUUGAAAUCUCUGCAGCAAGGAGGAAAUGUUCAUGAGAUUGCAAGGAAAUGUGGAUUGGAGUUUGAUAUUUUGGUGGCCAAUUCACUCUUGAAAAUGUAUAUUGAUUGCGACAGUGUUGAAGAUGCUCGUGCAACCUUUGAUCGAAUGCCAAACAAAGAUAUCAUUUCGUGGACAGAAUUGAUAAAUGUGUAUGUGAAGAAGGGAGAAUUUAAUGAAGCUCUCAAAUUGUUUAGGCAGAUGAUUUCUGUCGGAAUAAAACCCGACGCCCUCUCAAUUUGUAGCAUUCUCCCUGCUUGUGCAAGACCAGCAGCUCAUAAGCUUGGGAAACAGGUCCAUGCUUACUUGCUAAGAAAUGGCAUCGAACGCGAUAUUAGGAUCCAAAAUGCUGUUAUGGACAUGUAUAUUAAAUCAGGAUUCCUACAGUCUGCUUCACUUGUUUUUGCUCGUAUGCAGGAGAGGGAUGUAAUUUCAUGGACUGUAAUGAUAUUAGGCUUUAGUGUGCAUGGACAAGGUGAGCUUGGAGUAGAAUUGUUCCGCCGGCUGGAGAAGGACCCGAGCAUAGAGAUUGAUCAAUUUACGUAUGAAGCUGUCCUACGUUGUUGUGCUGCCUCAUGCAUGGUUGAGGAUGGAAAAUUCUAUUUCAACUGUAUUGAGGAACCUAAUACAACACACUAUUGUUUGAUGGUCACGCUCUUAUCUCGCGCAGCACUUUUUGAGGAGGCAAGAGCCUUUAUUGAAAAACAUCAGAUUGGGAGGAAUGGAAAGGUAAUGAGAGCACUGCUGGAUGGGUGCCAGGUCCAUCAGCAAGCAAAAAUAGGUGAGCAGGUCAUUGAGCAGCUUUUUGAGUUGGAACCCGUCAGUCUUGAGAACUAUGUGUCAGAAUCCAAUUGGUAUGCUGCUAAUGCGAAAUGGGAAAUGGUUGGGAAAUUGGAAGAAAAGAUUAAAGAACUAAGUUUGAAGCCUAAGAAAGCUUAUAGUUGGAUAGAAUUCCAUAAUAAAAUUCACACCUUUGGAACUGGAGACGCAUCCCAUCCAAGAUCAGAGAGAAUAUAUGGGGAGUUGCAGUGUUUAAUGGAGAAAAUGGAAACUUCUGCUUUUAACCUCCGAGAUGCACGAAAGAGGGAAUGCAUUGAAAUUGGGCACAGUGAAAUGUUGGCACUUAGUUUUGGUCUAAUAAGUACACGGGCAGGGGUAACAAUUCGUAUUGCCAAAAACCAGAGUGUGUGUCGUUGCUGCCAUGAUUUUGCAAAGCGUAUUUCUAAGAUAGUAGAGCGUGAAAUUAUAAUAAAGGACUUGAAUUGUUUCCAUCAUUUUAAGGAUGGUAUCUGUUCCUGUAGGGAUUUACUUUAGUCGUCUUACUUAGUCCAUGAUAUUGCAGAGGAAUUUCCCUCGACUUGGAAAGGAAUCUCCACAACUGAGAUGAUUUUUUGCA
Messenger RNA from Jatropha curcas, 2629 nucleotides. RefSeq names its product pentatricopeptide repeat-containing protein At3g12770. Gene Ontology annotation, biological process: RNA modification. Gene Ontology annotation, molecular function: protein binding; zinc ion binding; RNA binding. NCBI's taxonomy places the organism in Eukaryota, Viridiplantae, Streptophyta, Magnoliopsida, Malpighiales, Euphorbiaceae. The record is from RefSeq and is a predicted model, not a curated record.